UUUAUAUAACAUUCAGAGCUGUUCAGUUCUAAUUGUAAUAUAAGAACGAAGCUUUCAAUUUAGAGAUUUUAAAACGGACGAGGAAGACGAUUGAAAUGGAUUUUAAAGUUAUUCCGUUUUUAGCAAUGUUUAACUUGGUGAAUUAUUUUAGUGCGACGUUUGCCGACUUUGAUGUCCGGGCUCUGACGUUAAAUGCCGCCGCUCUGCCAGAACACAGGUUUCUAUCUAUACCUGGAAUAAGUCUACAGGAUUGCUGGGCAAACUGUGAAAAUCGUGCAUCUUGUAAGUCUGUUAAUUACAAGAGACAGUGGCAUUUAUGCGAACUGAACUCCGUCGGCGACUCAAAAAUUCUGCAGCAUAGGGUAAGAGGAUCGGUGUUCUACAAAAAACGAAAUGACGCGACUAAGGUGCAAUGUGGCAGCACAACUUGUGAUGGUGACAUGGAAGUUUGUGAUAGAACAACAGGAAUGUGUACGGUCAAAGAAUGUGAACCACUGCAGCAGAAAUCAGAACGGUUCGUUAAAGGGAAUAUAGCAUCAAUGGGAGACAAGGCAUUGUUGGGUUGUAAGGAUGGGUUUUCACCUUCCACAGGAAGUAACGUCACUGUGACGUCAAGAUGUGGCAAUGAUGGAAUAUGGCUGCCGGAAAUUUCGUGUAUUAAGACAUGCCAACUCCGAUCGUCCACUUCGAGCGAGACUAGUUAUGAGGUAUUCGAACAUGGUCAGUGGAAAACUAUGCCCUGUUCCCCUGGAACUGCUUUCAGUGUGGAUACAUGCGAAUGUUCGAUCAUUCUGCGGAAACAAUGAGACAUUAAUGGAUCUUAAAGUGUUAAAUUGUUUUCCUGUGGCAAAUAAAAAGUGUACGUUUUACAUCAACUUGUAAUUUGUGUUUGAGACUAUAUGAGACAACGCAAGGAAUUUGAUCAUGGAACUAGGACCAAUAUAUUUUUGGAUGUUUUUAAACUUAUUUUGACAUGCAUAAAACAAUGAUUUAUUUAAUAAUAUUUUAAGAAUUAUACAAUGGACGCAUUUAGAAUAUGACAACGAGUAGAAACACGGGUUUGCAUAGAUCUUGAUAACAGCAGAAAGUAUAUAUUGCAAUAAUGUGAGGAAGAAAACAUUAAGAUUUUUAAACGGCUAGAAAUCGUUAUGGCGCCGUAUUCUAGAGAGACGAUAUAGCGUUGUUAUUUCAUUAAUUUUUGUAUACACAAAAGUGUUAUCUGAGGUAUGAAGGACAGAGGGAAAAAGUGUUGACUAUAAUUGACCGGCAAGCCAUUCAAUCAGUGUUUUAUUUUUAAUUUGUACAGUUUUAGAUUUUAUUUAUGGGCCUAUAAGCCCAGUUAAAAUGUAUUAAAUAUGUACCAUUAAUAUAGCAAAAAAUAUGGACCGGUCAAUUAUACUUUUUAUGUGUAUGUAUUAAAUAUGGUUAUUAUUUUUACCCAGAAAGCAUGAGAUCCAUUAUAUAUAGUAAUAUAUUUUGGUCUUGUCACAAUUGGAUCUUUCUGUUUUUCACAAAAAUGGAAACAAUUAUUUCUAAAAUCGAGAAAUGUAAUCUAAUUAUUUUCUUUACCCAUCAGAAAGGGACUAUUCUUUUGCUUUAUAACCAGACUUGACUUUAAUGGUUUUAACAAAACAAAUUUAAACACAACUUUUUAUACGAAAUUUAUUGUGAUGCCAUUCACUUCUUUAAUCUAGAUACUUAAAAAGUGUUUAUGGAAAAAAGAAGAAAUAAAACGAAGUAAUUAUAGCAGAUCGUGAAAAAUAGUGACAAAAAAUGACAGUUUAAAUAAGACUUGUUACCUAAUCAUUUUUACCUUCAGACUCGAUUUUCCUAUAAAUGUUCUCCUAUAUUAUAGCUUACAGUUCGUUGAUUACAUUAAAACAAAACUAGAAA
Mercenaria mercenaria is the source of this 1893-nucleotide messenger RNA. RefSeq lists its product as uncharacterized. Bases 96 to 806 code for a protein of 236 amino acids. The record is from RefSeq and is a predicted model, not a curated record. Lineage: Eukaryota; Metazoa; Mollusca; Bivalvia; Venerida; Veneridae. The transcript has 4 exons.